GUUUGCUAGAAGUUGGUCUUCGGCAGGGGCUAGAGUUCCCCCGCGGUGACAGCGUCUGUGGCCUCCGGUGAAUUUUGCUUCGCAACCGAGCUUGGGGUUUGGUUUGGAGGGGUUGCGGGGUUCUUGGGAUUUGGUUAAAGCUUCCCGCCGGGCUGACCUGCCCCCUCCCCAAAUCGUGCAGUGGUGGCCUGCCCUCGGGUUACGGGGGUUCAGCUUUUGACUUUUAAGUGUCACUGAGACCUCUUCAGUCUCCCAAGAUCCUACUUAGAAGUGACAUCUGGGAAGCUCUCCUCGUCUCCUUUCCAGGCUGCUGGAGUCACCUGGAGACUCUUCCCUGAGGACCCCCACCGGUGGUCACCUUGGUGCCCCGCCUGGCUCACAGUGGGUGCUCUGUGCACGUGUGUUGACCGAGUACAAGUGACGCUGGCACCCAAAGCUAGCAACCUAGGCUUCCUGGGAUCCGUCCGUGCAGCUUUUGAUCUCGUGGUACCUACCUGUUUGAUGUCCCGUGGCUGACGCCCAACCGAGUUCUUUGGAGGACCAUGUCAUUAGACUUUGGCAGUGUGGCACUACCGCCACAAAAUGAAGAGGAAGAAUAUGACAAAGAAGAUUAUGAAAGGGAAAAAGAGUUGCAGCAAUUACUCACCGACCUUCCUCAUGAUAUGCUGGAUGAUGAGCUCUCCUCCUCUGAACUUCACUUCUCAGACUGUAGUAUGGACGGCACAGAGGAAGAACUGCAUCCUUCUGAGCAAUUGGAGAUGAACUGGAACAAGCAUCAAAUUCUGCCCAAAUCUCAAAGUAUAAAUGGCUUAUAUAUUGGAGAAAAAAGUGGCAAUGGCUGGGAAGAGAAUCAAAAUAAAACUGAAGACCGACAUCCUGAGUACCAUCCCAAAGAAGAUGGAGAUGAAGGUGGGAGUGGCUAUAGUCCUCCAAGCAAAAAUGAACAGACUGAUUUGUAUUGCCUUCCUGAAAACUUCAGGCCUUAUACCAGUGGUCAGAAGCAGGAAUUUAAUAACCAACCAACCAGUGUAGUUAAAUUUUCUGAUCCUCAGAGGAACCAUUUUCAGCAAUUUGGUUCAUCACAAGGUCCCAGUUGUCAAGCUUUGGCGCCAUAUAAAGUGAAAUAUAAACCUUAUCAAUCUUCUGUCCAAGAUAACUUACCAGUCCAGGAAAUAGCAGGAAGUGACACACUUGAAGGCCUGCAACAACAAUUCCUAGGAGCUAGUGAAAAUUCUGCAGAAAACAUACAGAUUAUUCAGCUUCAGGUUCUUAAUAAAGCAAAAGGGAGACAACUGGACAACUUAGCUGAAAAAUUAAAUGAAAGUGAACGUCAAAUUCGUUAUCUGAAUCACCAGCUUAUGAUAAUUAAAGAUGAAAAGGAUGGCUUGACUCUCAGUCUUCGAGAAUCACAGAAACUCUUUCAGAAUGGAAAAGAAAGGGAGAUACAGCUUGAAGCACAAAUAAAAGCUCAAGAGGCUCAAAUACAAGCAUUAAAAGUCAAUGAAGAAAAGAUGAUCAAGAAGUCCAGAACAACUGAAAUGGCUCUGGAAAGCUUGCAGGAGCAACUGGCAGAGCUUCAUCAUUCUGAGUCGCUUCAACGAGCUAGAGAGCAGCAUGAGAGCAUUGUUAUGGGCCUUACAAAGAAGUAUGAAGAGCAAGUGUCAUCCUUACAAAAGAAGUUGGAUUCUACAGUUGCUGCACUUAAAGAACAGGAAGAUAUUUGUUCUCAUUUGAAAGAUCACGUGAAACAACUGGAAAGGAGUCAAGAAGCUGCCAAAUUAGAAAAAACUGAGAUCAUUAAUAGGUUGACGAAGAGUCUGGAAGAGAGUCAGGGGCAGUGUGCCCAGUUGUUGCAGUCAGGCUCAAUACAGGAAGUGGCUCAGCUACGGCUCCAGCUGCAGCAAGCACAAAAGGCACACACUAUAAGCGAGAACAUGAACAAGGCUUUGCAAGAGGAAUUAACAGAACUAAAAGAUGAAAUUUCUCUCUAUGAAUCUGCUGCAAAACUAGGAAUACCUCCAAAUGACUCAGAAGGAGAAUUAAAUAUAGAACUCACUGAAUCAUAUGUGGAUUUGGGUAUUAAAAAAGUCAACUGGAAAAAAUCCAAAGUUAACAGCUUAGUGCCACAGGAAGACCUGAGUGAAGAGCUUUCUAAAGAUGAGGUCAUCCUGAAGUUGAAAGCAGAAGUGCAGCGCCUGCUGGGGAGCAACUCAUUGAAGCGUCAUCUGGUGGCUCAGUUACAAAAGGACCUCAAGGACUGUCACCAGAAAAUUGAAGAUCUCCAAGAAGUGAAGAAAGAUGACAGGAGCAUCGAGAUUGAGACCAAAACAGAUACUUCAGAAAAGCCAACUAAUCAAUUAUGGCCUGACUCUUCUACUUCUGAUAUGACUAUUAGAGAUGAUGUACUGCAACUUAAAAAUGAAAUUCAAGUUUUGCAACAACAAAAUCAGGAACUUAAAGAAGCUGAAGAAAUACUGAAAAAUACAAAUCAAGACUUAUGUAAUCAAAUGAGACAAAUGGUACAGGAUUUUGACCGUGAUAAACAGGAAACUGUGGAGCGGUGUGAAAGGACCUACCACCAGCACCAUGAGGCCAUGAAAGCCCAAAUACGGGAGAGCCUAUUAGCAAAGCAUGCUUUGGAGAAGCAGCAGCUCUUUGAGAUUUAUGAAGCGACUCAAUCUCAGCUCAGGUCUGACAUCGAUAAGUUGAGUAAGGAGAUAACUGCUGUGCAGGAAUGUUACCUAGAAGUGUGCAGAGAGAAGGAUACUCUAGAGUCGACUCUCAAGAAGACCACUGAAAAGGAGCAGCAAGCUCAGGAACAGAAGAGACAGCUGUUGGAGGAAAGAGAAGAACUUGUAAGCAAACUGCAGUUGGAACUUGAAGAAAAGUACCAGGAAACUCUUAUCAUGGAAAAAAACAAGUGGCUGAAAGAGCAAGAAACUGGUAGUAAACAGCAGGUUGAAAGCGAAAUGAUGUUAGCCAAAGCACAUUGGGAUAAGGAACAGAAAGAGAUGAAACAAAAACUCAUACAACAGCUGGAAAAGGAGUGGCAGUCUAAGCUGGAUCAAACUGUAAAAGCUCUGAAAAAGAAAACCACAGAUUGUGGAAGCCAAACUGACCAAGCAGCCACCCUGGAUGUCAUUUCCAAGGCAGACAUGGAGGUCAUGGUAGAAAAGCAGAAGCAAAAGCUCCAGCGAGAUUUAGAACAGGAGAAGGAAACAGCUAUCAAGGGGGCUUUGAAGAAACUCCAAAUUGAAUUGGAGGUCAAAUACUGUGAAAAUAUUGCCCAACAGGUAGAAACAGCUGUGCAAAAUGCUCGCCUUCGAUGGCUAGAAGAACUGCCUGAGCUUGCAGAGUACAAAGCACGAAUGAGAGUAGAACAGAAGAAGUGGGAGGAACAACAAGAGAUCUCUGUGGCCAGAAGGCUGGCAUUGGCUGUGUCUGAAGCUAAAGAGAAGUGGAAAAGUGAGAUUGAAAAUAUGAAGAAAAAUAUAACGCUGGGCAAGAACUUGGAAGAGAAGAUUCAUUCUCUCCAGAAGGAGCUGGAGUUAAAGAACGAGGAAGUCCCUGUGGUUGUCAGGGCGGAAUUGGCUAAGGCCUGGAGCGAAUGGAACAGAGAAAAGCAAGAAGAAAUCCACAAAAUUCAAGAACAAAAUGAGCAAGAUUACCGUCAGUUUUUAGAUGAUCAUCGAAAUAAAAUUAAUGAAGUGCUUGCAACAGCUAAAGAAGACUUUAUGAAACAAAAAACUGAACUGCUUCUCCAAAAGGAGACAGAAUUACAAGCUUGCCUGGAACAGAGCCGUAGAGAGUGGACAGUGCAGGAAGCCAGGCGGAUUCAACUAGAAAUCCAUCAGUAUGAGGAAGACGUCCUAACUGUGGUUGAACUUCUCUUAAUGGAAACCCAAAAGGAGUAUGUCAGUGGUUCAGAGAACAAGCAGCUUUUGGAAAUCUUGUCAACUUGUUCUUCAAAGUGGGUGUCUGUGCAAUAUUUUGAGAAACUAAAAGCCUGCAUACAGAAAGUACUUCAAGAUACAGUCUCCAUGCUUAAAGAAAAUACCAGCCCAGAAGGGGAAAAGAGAAAUAUGGUCAAGAUCUCUAUGAAUCCUGCCAGCGAGGGUAGUAGGAGAGGAGAUCCUGGAGUCCCAGCAGCCCUUCCUGCACCCACUUCCAGAUACCAAGCACAGCCUUUGCCCUUGCAAGAAGCAGAAGCUGAUAAGAAAAAGACACUUGAAAUUAAAGAUUUAUGCUGUGGACACUGCUUCCAAGAACUUGAAAAGGCAAAGCAGGAAGGUCAAGAUCUGAAAAGAAAACUGGAGAAAUGCUGUAGGCAUCUUCAGCAUUUAGAAAGAAAGCACAAAGCUGUAGUGGAAAAAAUUGGAGAAGAGAAUAAUAAAGUUGUUGAAGAAUUGAUAGAAGAAAACAAUGACAUGAAGAAUAAAUUGGAAGAACUGCAAACACUUUGUAGAACACCACCAAGGUCACUGUCAGAAGGGGCCAUUGAAAAUGCAUGCCUGCCAAGCAAUAGGCAGGCCUUGGAAGAACUUCGGGGGCAGUAUAUUAAAGCUGUAAAAAAGAUUAAGCGUGACAUGCUUCGUUACAUUCAGGAAAGUAAGGAAAGAGCAGCAGAAAUGGUAAAGGCAGAGGUGUUGCGAGAACGUCAGGAAACUGCCCGGAAGAUGCGCAAAUAUUACUUAAUUUGCCUCCAACAAAUUUUGCAGGAUAAUGGUAAAGAAGAAGGGGCUGAGAAAAAGAUUAUGAAUGCUGCUAGCAAACUUGCUACAAUGGCAAAAUUGCUAGAAACUCCUACUUCUAAUAGAUCCCAGUGCAAAAGUGCACAGGCAGUAACACUACCCAUGACUUCAGAGAUGCUGAUUGGAGUUGAAAAAUCAAAAAGAAAUGAUAUGAAUCAGAAUACACAACAUUUUGAAACCAAAUCAAACUGUGUAAAAAGCAUCCCCAGAAGUAUGUGUGAACAAGUUCCUAAGAGGAGGGCUGCUUGUGAUUUACAGAGGCAGUUAGAGGAUUCAGAGCAUGGAGACAUACAGCAUAUGGGUUUCAAGGGGUCACAUUCAGACUUUCAGUUUGGGGAUAGAAGUUGCAGACACCUAGACAUUUUGCCAAAGAAUGUUUCUACUGAAUUUGUUCCAUAUGAAGUUGAAGAAGGCUUUGAUUUGCACAAGAAGAAAGACCUGCCCAGUGACACUGGCUCUCAGUCACUUCUGCAUUCAGGUGUAUACCCUUUUCUGGAAACCCUUGGAAAUAAACCCUCACCUAGUUGUUCCCCUGGGCUUUCUGAAUCAGGAUCCACACAUACAAUCUUUCGAGGUCCUAAGGAGAGGCCUGGUUUAAAAGCAUAUAUAUGCAAUUCAUUCACAGAAAGUGAAAAUGCUACAUCUGAGAGCAGUCACGGUUUGGGUGUUCAGGAAACUCCAGUAAAGGACGGAGGAGACCUCAGUGACUCAUUAGGCUGGCUUUCCAACAGUGCAACUUUACCCUGUAACAGUCGUGAAGUGUCAUUUUUACAUGAUAGGACACAAAGAACUGUGGAUAUGCUAGGUGACUCUGCUAAGUUCAGACAGUUUUCAGCAACCAAUUGUUUUUCAGAUACAGAGAAAGAUAAUAUGAUUUGCCAACCAAUGAAAUGUCAGAGUGAUCAUGUUCCAGGCCUGUCAAAAGAAACCCUGUAUCCCCAUCAGGGGAAGACCAGUGUGACUCCCGGACACCCAGUGCAUCAUAAGGCUGAUAUAUUCAAGUCAGAUUCCAAAAAGCUGAGCAGUACAGUUCCAUCUUCAGUAUGUCAGCAGCCUGCAAGAAAAUCAGUUAUUCCACUAUCAGGCCAACAAGAUAGUGGCUUUGAUAGUCCAUUUGUUAAUCUAGACUAAUUGUUGUGCUCUAUUUAAGAAGAAUCAUUAAUAUAUCAACAAGAGAAGACUUUGUACUGAAAAAAAAUUGUGGGCUCUAGCUAUAUUGAGAUGUUUUAAUAACAUCUAUUAUAUGAGUAAAGUAUUCUCAUAAAAUUACUUGAGAUAUUUAUUGCCUUAAUCUUCUAAAGGCCAAUGGUGUGUUUAUAAUCUGCUUCUGUGUGGUGCUUAUAUUUGGUUGCUAAACUAUCUAUUUUUAUACUUAUAAAUUGGCUCACUCUGCAAUGUUAAAUUAUUUAAAUAAAAUUGCAUAUAAUCUGUAGAAUUAUCAUGAAUUAUUUUGUAGUUAAUAUUAACAUUAACAUCAUGCUUCAGGUUCACUCAGGAAGAAAUAUAAACUUGGAUUAUUUGUAUAUAUGACCAGCCAAAUGUAAUUUUUGAAAUUGUCCAUGUUGUGAGGAUAUAGACUUAAUCUAGACGUACUUUUCCUGGAAAUGUCUACUCAAAAAUUUGAUUCUUGCUUUCAUUUAGAGAAAAGAGGUUUUGCUUUAAAAUACA
Molecule: messenger RNA, 6419 nt
Organism: Marmota monax (woodchuck)
Lineage: Eukaryota; Metazoa; Chordata; Mammalia; Rodentia; Sciuridae
Gene: Cep152
Product: centrosomal protein 152
Exons: 28
Coding region: 543-5882 (1779 amino acids)
Biological process (GO): centriole replication
Cellular component (GO): centrosome
Source: RefSeq, a predicted model, not a curated record